GGCAACACCGGUAACAAUACCAGGACAAAACCUGGUUGCAAUUUCAGACCUGGCACCGACACUGCCACAUCGCGAUUGGCUAACAUCACUCGUAAACGAAGCCAACUACCUGUUUUACAUUUCGGUAGCAAACCCAACCUUUAAUUUAUUUUUAUCUUAAUCGAAAUCUUAAUCUAAAUUUAAAUACCACAAACAGGUACAGUAAUCAAAAUAAACGAAAUUUUAGUGAAUAGGGGACUAUUUAUUAUCAGUGAGUUCGUGAAGUGUAGCGAUGACUAUAAACAAAGUAAGUGUGGGGAAGGGAAAGGGUAAGGAAGUCGCCAAGAAGAAUGAAGUCUCAAAAAGCAAAAAUGAAGUCUCAACUUCAAGCACAACCGACCUGUCUCGAAAAAGCUCGACAUCCUCUCUAAAACACUCGGCAGAGGUAGUUUCCUCUUCGAGUAUUAUUGAAGAAACGAAAAAUGUCGCUGAAUCAGAAAAGAGAACCAAAACUUUGGAAAAGACUAGUUCGAGUCGUGAAGUUAUCAUGGAUUCCAAAGGAAACAUCAUCAAAGUUAUUGAGAGCAAACCUACGACGGUUGUCCAAAAGGCAUCCACUUCGAGGUCCGGAAAGGCUUGCCAUGAACUGAUCGUUGGAGAACAAAGUCAAAGUGUGAAAGAGAGGAUGGAAAUUCAAGGAAAAGAUGAUAGGAUUGUCGAGACUCAAAAUCAUCAAUCAAAAAUUGAUAAAUCCAGAAGUGAUCAAUCAAAAAAAACUGGUCACUUUAAAUCAACAGGUCACUCAAGCCAGAGUGUUCAAUCUUCACACUCAGAGAGUUUUCACAUUUCUUCAGAUUCCUCUAGUCAAGGCGUAUCUUCGAAAGAGCCUUACAAAACAUCUUCAAAAUCAAUCGAGAAUUGUGAAUCGACAAGCAUUGUCACCGAAGGUCACACGAAAGACGGAGAGACAGUAACAAGUACGAUAAGAAUAGACGAGACAGGUCAGAGGAUUGACGAUAAUGGGAUUGUUGUUUCCACCACUAGUCAAAACAUUGAUAGUGACAUAAGAGUUGAUAAGGAUAGAAAAAGCAUUGAGAAAAAUAACUCUCGCAGAAAACUCGGAGACUCAGCUUGGGAUGGUAAGUUUGUCUAUAAAAAACCCUCUCCUACAAGCAAAAUAGUGGAUCUUGUCCAUACUGGUCAAGAACAUAGUCACAAAGAUCACCAAACUCAUCAAAGUCAUAUGUAUCAUGAUGAACACUUUUCCUCCAGCUCAAGUGUUCAUGAAACCCACUCUUCAGAAUCUGUGAUCAAAAGUGAGAAUACAUCUAUGAAUCAGGAAACAGACAAAACAGGUUUUGCAGGAAGAGACUCUCGCAGAUCAAAUCACAGUCCAACCCGGUACACAAAACCCGGGGAUUCAACCUGGGACGGGAGUUUUGUUUUAGAAAAGCAGGAACCCAAGAAGAAAACAGUUUCCUACGUUCUUAGAGAUUCUAAAAAUGUAUCCGACACAAAAGUUACCGAUUCUUCUAGAUUUAUAACCGAAGAGAAAUUGGACAUCAAGGAUGGUAGGAUUCGGGAAACUAACAUUCAAGAGAGCAGUGAUUCUAAAUCCCCAACGAGAAAAGUUACGAGACCUGGUGAUUCGACCUGGGAUGGUCACUUCGUUUACGAGAAGCCGCUGGAGAAACGAACGAACGAUACGACGGUUGUGCGAACGACCGAGAAACGAAACGAUUCUGUCGAGGUGCAGGAUGUAACGGAAGAGCAGAAUGUCCAGGAAUCAGUCUCGUCAUCUUAUAUUAUUGAAUAUAAUUUAGCGGGAGAUGCUAGACAAGUGGAGAACGUGACAACGGUUUCGGAAGUGAUACUUGAGGAAGAUGAUGGACCAGGAAGUCCUAAGAGAGCAACACCUAGAGAUCAGCCAAGAAGUUGCAGACCUGGCAAGUCCAGUUGGGAUGGUAAAUUUGUUUCCGAAAAGCCCUUUCCUGAUCGCAUGAAACCUGGAGACAUCAGGAGGAUUAAUAGGAGGUCAGGAACUGUGGAUAUCCGAGAAGUCACUGAGGACAAUUCGAUAAACGAGGCAGAUAUUUCAACAACUUCUUAUGUAAUUGAACACUCUUCUAGUGACAAGAGUUUCGUGGAUAUCAAGGAUCAUAACAUCUCUUCGUUGAUUGUUGAAAUUGAGGAUCAUCGAGAUGAUCAUAAGAUUUCUCCAAAACCAGAAAGUCCGGGGAAGAUACCUAAAGAAAGGGAUGUUAGGUCCACCAAACCAGGUUCAUCGACUUGGGAUGGUACUUUCGUUACAGAAAAGAGCCCUGAUCAGAAACCAGAAAGGAAGAAGAAUGUGAGUGAUACUACCUUGGAUCUUACAGAUACUGAAGUGACAAGAUCGUCCUUCAUAGUUCAGCAGUCAAAAACCCAUGAAAGUUAUAAGGAUUCAAAAAAUCUGGAUUUUUCAACAUCAGCUGUAGAAACAGUUGUCAUUCAGGAUGGCCAACCGGUAAUAUCGUCAAUUUCUAUAACCGAAGAUCAUCCAGUGAAGUUUGUCACAACCACAAUGAUUGACACUGAUUACAAUAGACCAACUCAUCAAAGAACACCAUCUGAUCAAAAAUCUCCAUUUGAACGGACACCUGUUGAGAGAAAGAAACCAACAAAUCAGGAAAGACCAUCAAGUCCAGAAAAAAGGGGGCCAACUCCCGAAGAGAGAUCUCAAAGACCCACUAAACCUGGAUCUUCAACCUGGGAUGGAUCUUUUGUUUACGAAAAACCAGAACCGAAAAAAUCAGAACCUAGAAAACCAGAGGAUUCGAAAACUGAUAAACCAGAUUCGAAACCUAAGUCUGUAGAUAUCAGGAAAUACCCCACAGAUAUAUUUGAUAAAACAAUGUCUUCUGUUGAUCGAUCCGAGUCAAGGAGUUCAAUUAAAGUCGAAAAAUCUUCAAUCGUGGAAUCAAAAAUCAUUGAUACUUCUGAGGUUUCAAGGACUACUGUGGUUGAUUAUCCGGAAGGAAAACCUGUAGAGAAUGGAAAAAGGCCCAAAAAAUUGACGGAAGAGCCUCAAGAUAAACCACGACGACCUGGAGAUUCAAGAUCAUCUGAAGGUGAGAGUCCUGAGAAAAGUCCCACUGGUAGAUCUGCUCGUCCAACAAAGCCUGGUUCUUCCACUUGGGAUGGUUCCUUUACUUAUGAAAAAGCUCAAGAUAAAAAACCAACUGAUGACACAAAACCAAAUGAUAAGAAACCUGAUUUAAAGAAGCCUGAAGACAAAAAACACCCAAAGGAUUCGAAGCCUAGUGAUUCGAGGAGACCUUCGAUUACGAAGGAAAUUGUUAGUACGACUGUCAAACAUAAUGUCAUUGACACUCGCGAUAUUACUUCCGAUACCGACGUAAUUGUUACGUCAGAGUUUGUGAUAGAAAAAUCAUCCAAUUUCACUGAAGUACAGGAUACCAGGAACAUCGUCGAAGAUCAUGUCAUUAGUGAAUUCACGAAGAAUAUUCAACAGGAUGAGAGAGAUGUCAGCAAAUCGACAACAGAGUUCGUUAAUCACGAGCAGCUGACUAGUAUGGUAGCGAGGGAUGUCGUUGAUGACACCCGAUUCGAAAAGAUCACAACCACUGGGCCAAGGUCACCGGCAGAAUCACCUCAAAAGGUCUCCCCGGAUCGACCUGGUUAUCCUAAAGGAACUGCGAAUCUCAAUGAUGAUAAGCCCAAAUCAAUACCAGCAGCUGGAAAGCCGAGUCGACCUCAACGACGAGAUGAAAGCCCACGACGAGUCGGAGAUAAACCGGGACCAAAGAGACCCUCUGAAACUGGACCGAAGUCUCCAGAAAAACCUCGAGAGCAUAUUUCGCCAUCAGAUAGACCUGCAGCUGGACGUCCCAGCAGACCAGAAAAGGAGCCAAAGCCCAGCAGAGAUGAUCAGAGUCCUGACUCCUUGGAAAAAGAGGAUAUUAGUCCUAAAAACGUCCCAGAUAUUCUUUCCAAAAUCCCCUUGAAGGAACAAUGCAUUUGUGAACUCUGUACUUGUGGCCGGCAUCGUUGUCCCCACAAUAGUUUCCCAGGGGAUCAUCUGGAGAUUCCUCAUGAUGAGCCAGUUCACACUGUCACUUCCUACAAGGAUGAAUAUGAUAAGAAGCACGUUGAAAGACAAACUCUAUACCGUCAAGAGGAUCAUUUGCAUAUGGAAGGAGAUUUCACUGGCGAACGAAGAACUGAUUAUGGUAUCACUCCAGGUGACAGAUAUCCCAUCAAAAAGCCAAAAGACAACCUCAAACCGGAAGGAGACUUUACCGGACGUCCCAUGGAGGAAGCCCCCAAGUUUGGAGAACGUGCACCCAUUAAGAAACCCAAGGAUAACCUGAAACCAGAAGGAGAAUUUAUUGGGAGGCCCAAGGAAGAAGCUCCGACCCGAGGUGAUCGGGCUCCUGUAAAAAAACCUGAAGACAACUUGCGGCCCGAAGGAGACUUUGAUAGUCUGACAACUACAGAGCUGGUUUUCACCGGGGUGUCCGGCGAAAGGCCAAGCCCUGCACGUCGAAACACCUACACUAAAGUCGAGGGAGAAUUCACUGACGAAACGACAUCUCGAACUGAAUUCAUCGAUCACCGAAGUACUCAACGUGCAGAGAUCAUUAGACGCACGGAUAAUCUGGUAGUAGGAGAGGGAGAAUUUACGGGAACCUCCCACGUAAAGGAAGACUUCCACAAUUUCGAGCUGAUUGAGCGUGAACCACAUCGUCGACCAACAUGGACCAAAGACGAUGUGAACCGAUUCUACGAUAGAACCGAUGUAUCUGAAAAUGUAACCACCACCCAUGAGGAAUUCCGCAACUUUGAUCAGACCGACUACAGGAGCACGCUUGUCAUUCGAAGAGAUGAUAAUCUGAAACCCGAAGGGCCUUUCGAGGGGAAACCGAAACCGAAAGAACACUUGCCUGUGAUAACAGAAAGAUCUACACCUCACAAGCCCAAAGACAACUUGAAACCAGAAGGUGUUUUUGAAGGGAAGCCAAAAGAUGAUUACACAACAAAAAGAGCAGAACGGCCUGAAGUGAAGAAACCUCUUGAUAAUCUGAGACCAGAAGGACCCUUUGAAGGAAGGCCUAAGGAUGAUUAUAAGCCUACAAAGGGUGAUAGAGUUGAUGUGAAAAGACCCAAGGACAAUUUGAAACCAGAAGGUCCCUUCGAGGGCAAACUCAAAGAUAAAUAUACUCCUGGAGAACGAAGACAACCGAUCAAACCUGAGGAUAAUUUGCGUCCUGAAGGAGAAUUUGAAAGACCUAGACAAAAACCUUAUGGUCCAGGAGAUCGAGCACCGAUCGUUCGUCAUCCAGAUAAUUUAUUCCCAAAAGGAGAUUUCCCUGAUAGAGAAAAACAUCCCUUCCAACCUGCAGAAAAAAGAACUCCCUAUAAACCAGAGGAUAAUCUAAAAUCCGAAGGACCUUUCGAGGGAACACCAAGAGAUGACUACAAACCUACGAAAGGUGAUAGAGCAGACGUUAAAAGGCCUAAAGAUAAUUUGAAACCUGGAGGACCCUUCGAGGGAAGACCAAAGGAUAAAUACACUGCCGGAGAACGGAGAAAACCAAUAAAACCUGGGGAUAAUUUGCGCCCUGAAGGUGAAUUUGAAAGGCCUAAACCAUCACCAUAUGGUCCAGGAGAUAGAGCUCCGAUUGUUAGACAUCCGGAUAAUCUAUUCCCGAAAGGAGAUUUCCCUGAUAAGGAAAAACAUCCCUUCCAACCAGCGGAAAAAAGAACUCCCUACAAACCAUCCGAUAAUCUUAAACCAGAGGGAGACUUUGAAAACAGGCCAAAAGAAAAAUACACGCCUGGAGAAAAAAGGCAACCUAUUAAACAUCCUGAUAACUUGCAUCCAGAGGGAGAGUUCGAAAGACCGAUUCCUUUACCAUACGGACCUGGAGACAGAACUCCGAUUAUUCGUCAUCCAGAUAAUUUAUUCCCAGAAGGUGAUUUUUCUGACAGAGAAAUGCAUCCCUUCCACCCUGCAGAAAAAAGAACUCCUAUCAAACCAGACGACAAUCUAAAACCAGAGGGGGAUUUUGAGGGAAGACCAAAAAACGAUUUCCUGCCCAAACGAUCCGAACGUCCGGAAGUUAAACGACCAGAAGAUAAUUUAAAACCUGAAGGUCCCUUUGAAGGAAGACCCAGGAAUGAUUAUUCACCGAAAAAAUCAGAUAGACCAGAAGCUAAAAAGCCAAAAGACAACUUGCAGCCGGAGGGAGAAUUUGAAAAAAGACCAAAGGAUAAAUAUACCCCUGGAGAAAGGAGACAUCCGAUUAAACCUGAGGAUAAUUUGCAUCCUGAAGGUGAAUUCGAGAGGCCUACAUCAUCACCUUAUGGAUCAGGAGAUAGAGCACCAAUUGUUCGACACCCAGAUAAUUUAUUCCCGAAUGGAGACUUCCCUGAUAGAGAAAAACAUCCCUUCCAACCUACGGAAAGAAGAACUCCCUAUAAACCAGAAGAUAAUCUUAAACCUGAAGGGGACUUCGAAGACAAGCCUAAAGAUAAAUUUACACCUGCAGAGAGACGGCAACCCAUUAAACAUGCUGAUAAUUUACAUACAGAAGGAGAUUUUGAGAGACCAAUUCCUUUACCAUAUGGGCCAGGAGAUAGGGCACCAAUCGUUCGUCACCCGGAUAAUUUAUUCCCGAAAGGUGAUUUUCCUGACAAGGAAAAGCAUCUCUUCCAACCAGCUGAGAGAAGAACUCCUAUAAAACCGGAUGAUAAUCUUAAACCAGAAGGAGACUUUGUUAGGCCUUCAAAAGAAGACGCACCUAAGAAAGGUGAUCGGGCUGAUAUUAAAAGACCAAAGGAUAAUCUCAGGCCUGAAGGUACUUUCGAAAGACCAGAAAAGACACCCAUCGGACCUUCAGAAAGAAGAACUCCGAUCAAACCCGAGGAUAAUUUGAAACCAGAAGGUGAUUUCGAAGGUCGUCCAAAGGAUGACUUCCGAGUUGUUCGUGGAGAAAGAAUGGACGUAAUCAAACGAACAGAUAAUCUGCAUAUAGAAGGGAUUCAGGAGGUGUCUAGAACUCGAGAUGAUUACAUAGAUUUUCUGGUUAGAGAACGUGUUGAUGUUAAGAGAUACGAAGAUAAUUUGCGAAUGGAAGGAGAGUUUACAGAUGUCAGAACUCGUGACGAUUUCAAAGUCGUUAGAGGCGAACGUGUAGAUGUUGUUAGACACGAGGAUAAUUUAAGACCAGAAGGACCGUUUGAAGGUCGCCCUAAAGAUGAUUACAUGCCAAAACGAGUCGAAAGACCAGAGAUUAAGAAGCCUAAAGAUAAUUUGAAACCAGAGGGUGAGUUCGAGAGGCCAGAAAAGAAGCCUAUGGGUCCAUCAGAAAGAAGAACACCGAUCAAACCCGACGAUAAUCUCAAACCAGAAGGGAACUUUGUUAGACGUCCUAAGGAAGACGCGCCAAAGAAGGGAGAUCGUGCGGAUAUCAAGAGACCAAAGGACAAUCUGAAACCUGAAGGUACUUUCGAAAGACCACAAAAGAUACCUAUGAAACCUGCAGAGAAACGUACACCAAUCAGACAUGCAGACAAUUUGAAACCGGAAGGCGAUUUCGAAGGGCGUCCAAAGGAUGACUACCAAAUUGUUCGUGGAGACAGAAUGGAUGUAGUAAAGCGAACAGAUAAUCUACAUAUGGAAGGGACUAUGGAGACAUCUAGAACUCGAGAUGAUUACACUAAUUUCCUGCUUACAGAACGUGUUGAAGUUGCGAGGUACGAAGACAAUUUGCGAAUGGAAGGUGAGUUCACCGAUAUGAGAACUCGGGAUGACUAUGUAGUUGUCAGAGGUGAAAGAGUUGAUAUUGUCAGACACGAAGAUAAUUUGCGACCAGAAGGUGAUUUCAUUCGGCCUGAGAAAAACAUUCCAAUAGGCCCAGCAGAACGUCGUACACCUUUCAAGCCUGAAGACAACUUGAAGCCAGAGGGAGAGUUCAUUGGUCGCCCUAAAGAAGAAGCGCCUAAAAAAGGAGACAGGGCAGAUAUAAAAAAACCUAAGGAUAAUCUCCAUCCAGAAGGAGAUUUUGAAAGACCACUGAAGAAUACAAUUGGACCUGCUGAAAGAAGAACGCCGAUCAAGCACCCCGACAAUCUCAAACCAGAAGGUUCAUUUACUAAAAGACCAAGGGAUGAAUCGCCCAAGAAAGGAGAUCGUGCUGAUAUUAAGAAACCUAAAGAUAAUCUGCGUCCAGAAGGAGUUUUUGAAAGACCUUCCAAAUCACCAGUUGGCCCAUGUGAGAGACGAACACCAAUUAGACCAUCUGAUAAUUUGCAUCCUGAGGGAGAAUUUGAAAGACCAGAAGCUCAUCCAUACGGACCAGGAGAUAGGGCACCGAUAGUUCGUCAUCCAGAUAACCUGUUUCCGAAAGGUGACUUCCCUGAUAGAGAAAAACAUCCCUAUAAACCAGCAGAAAGAAGGACUCCAAUCAAACCUACCGACAAUCUUAAACCGGAAGGUUCAUUUUCCAAAAGGCCAAGGGAAGAAUCACCCAAGAAAGGAGAUCGUGCUGAUAUUAAGAAACCUAAAGAUAAUCUUCGCCCAGAAGGAGACUUUGAAAAACCUUCAAAAUCACCAGUUGGUCCAAGUGAGAGACGAACACCAAUUAGACCAACUGAUAAUUUGCAUCCCGAGGGAGAAUUUGAAAGACCAGAAGCUCAACCAUACGGACCAGGAGAUAGAGCACCGAUUGUUCGUCAUCCAGAUAACCUGUUUCCGAAAGGUGACUUCCCUGAUAGGGAGAAACAUCCCUACCAACCAGCUGAAAGAAGAUCACCAAUUAAACCUACCGAUAACCUCAAACCAGAAGGUGAGUUUACUAAACGGCCAAGGGAUGAUUCGCCUAAGAAGGGUGAGAGAGCUCCAACCAGGAAACCAGUUGACAAUCUCCGUCCAGAAGGAGACUUCGAGAGACCUUCAAAAUCACCAGUUGGUCCAAGUGAGAGACGAACGCCAAUUAGACCAACUGAUAAUUUGCAUCCCGAGGGAGAAUUCGAAAGACCAAAAGCUCACCCAUACGGACCAGGGGAUAGAGCACCGAUCGUUCGCCAUCCAGAUAACCUGUUUCCGAAGGGUGACUUCCCUGAUAGGGAGAAACAUCCCUACCAACCAGCUGAAAGAAGAUCACCGUUUAAACCUACCGAUAACCUCAAACCAGAAGGUGAGUUCACUAAACGGCCAAGGGAUGAUUCGCCUAAGAAGGGUGAGAGAGCUCCAACCAGGAAACCAGUUGACAAUCUCCGUCCAGAAGGAGACUUCAAUAGACCUUCAAAAUCACCAGUUGGUCCAAGUGAGAGACGAACGCCAAUUAGACCAACUGAUAAUUUGCAUCCCGAGGGAGAAUUCGAAAGACCAGAAGCUCAACCAUACGGACCAGGGGAUAGAGCACCGAUCGUUCGUCAUCCAGAUAACCUAUUUCCGGAAGGUGACUUCCCUGAUAGGGAGAAACACCCCUACCAACCAGCUGAAAGAAGAUCACCGAUUAAACCUACUGACAACCUCAAACCAGUAGGUGAGUUCACUAAACGGCCAAGGGAUGAUUCACCUAAGAAGGGUGAGAGAGCUCCAACCAGAAAACCAGUUGACAAUCUCCGUCCAGAAGGAGACUUUGAAAGACCUUCAAAAUCACCGGUUGGCCCAAGUGAGAGAAGAACACUAAUUAGACCAACUGAUAAUUUGCAUCCUGAAGGAGAAUUCGAAAGACCAGAUGCUCAACCAUACGGACCAGGAGAUAGAGCACCGAUUGUUCGCUAUCCAGAUAACCUGUUUCCGGAAGGUGACUUCCCUGACAGGGAGAAACAUCCCUACCAACCAGCUGAAAGAAGAUCACCGAUUAAACCUACCGAUAACCUCAAACCAGAAGGUGAGUUUACUAAACGGCCAAGGGAUGAUUCGCCUAAGAAGGGUGAGAGAGCUCCAACCAGGAAACCAGUUGACAAUCUCCGUCCAGAGGGAGACUUCGACCGUCCAACAAAAUCUCCGAUUGGUCCUGGCGAGAGGCGCACUCCUAUCAGACCUUGUGAUAAUUUACAUCCGGAGGGUGAUUUCGACAGACCUCAGAAAUCUGCAAUUGGACCUGGUGAGAGAAGAACUCCUAUUCGACAGGAAGAUAAUCUACAUCCUGAAGGUGAUUUUGUUGGAAGACCUAAGGACGAUUACACGCCUAAACGUGGAGAACGCCCAUCCCAAAAGAGACCUAAGGAUAAUCUCAAACCUGAAGGGGAAUUCACUGGUAGAGCAAGAGAUGAUUACAAGCAGACUAAAGGUGAAAGGACCGAAGUUGUCAUCCACAAAGAUAAUCUCAAAAUGGAAGGAGAUAUCGACAUCCACACUUCGAGGGAUGAUUAUACUGUCACUAGAUCUGAAAGGAUGGACGUUGUUCGUCACGAGGACAAUUUAAGGAUGGAAGGUGAAUUUAUAGACAUCAGAAGACGUAAUGAUUAUUGUGUUACCAGAGGCGAGAGGACUGAAGUUGUUAGACAUGAGGAUAACCUGAGACCUGAGGGUGAUUUCGAGCGUCCAGAAAAAUCGCCAGUUUUCCCAGCCGAAAAAAGAACCCCUAUAAAACAUCCCGACAAUCUGAAACCAGAAGGUGAAUUCACAGGUCGUCCUAGGCCACAAUCGCCGACGAAAGGUGAAAGAGCAGUUGUCAAGAAGCCUAAAGACAAUUUGAGGACAGAGGGUGAUUUCGAGAUACCAGAAAAGGCGCCCGUUGGUCCUGGAGAAAGGCGUACACCUAUUAGACAUCCUGAUAAUCUUAAGCUAGAAGGUAACUUUACUGAUAGACCAAGGGCUGAAGCUCCCAGAAGAGGAGAUCGUGCCGAGAUAAAGAGACCUAAGGAUAAUCUCCAUCCUGAAGGAGAUUUUGAAAGACCUGCAAAAUCAACAGUUGGUCCAGGCGAAAGACGAACGCCGAUACGACAUCCUGAUAAUCUCAGACCAGAAGGUGACUUUGCUGAUCGGCCAAGGAAGGAUGCACCCACCAAAGGAGAUCGUGCCGAAAUCAAGAAACCUAAGGACAAUCUUCGUCCCCAGGGAGACUUUGAAAGACCUGCUAAGUCACCAGUUGGUCCAGCAGAAAGACGAACGCCGAUUCGUCAUCCUGACAACCUUAAGAUCGAGGGAGACUUCGAGAAGCCACAUCGAACUGGGUACACUCCAAGCAGUCCAACUCAGGUUUUGCCAAGUGAAAAACGAACUCAAAUUCGUCCGGAUGAUAAUCUUCAUCCGGAAGGAGAUUUCUACAUGAUUCCAAGGGAUGACUACACUCCAAAGAGAGGAGAAAGAGCUCCGGUCAGAAAGGCAGAAGACAAUCUGAAAACCAAUGGGGAUAUGCAAAUUACCACAUCUUCGAAGGAAGACUACAAAAUUAUCAAUGGUGAAAGGGUCCAAAAACGCCGACGAGAGGGUCAUCUACGAAUUGAAGGAGAGUUCGUUGAUAUUCGAAGAAAGGAUGAGUACAACCACGUCACUGGAGAACGCACUGUCAUUAAGAAGCACCCGGAUAAUCUGAGACCUGAGGGUGAUUUCGACAGACCUCAGAAAAGUCCAACUGGUCCUGGAGAGCGAAGAUCACCUAUAAAACAUCCCGAUAAUCUAAAACCAGAAGGAGACUUUACCGGCCGUCCAAGAGAUGACUAUGCACCCAGAAGAACAGAACGAACAGAGAUCAUUCGAAGGGAAGACAAUCUGAAGAUGACUGGUGACUUCCAGGACACCACUUCUCAAAAAUCAACUUGCACAGUUGUUCGUGGCGAAAGAGCAGAGAUAAAGCGUCAUCAAGACAAUCUGAAGAUAAACACUGGUGCAAUGGAGACGAACACCACUUCAAAGGACAUGUACUCUCCAACUAAAUCUCCCUCACCAACAAAAGAUCUUGUGCCUAACGAAAACACUGUAAAUCGCUCUCGACAUACUGAAUCAACCAUAUCUCUCGGCGAUGACACCAGAGUGAUGUCAACUACCAACCAACGGAAUUACAACACUUACACAAAACGUUCGGGCAAAGAAACGGCGAGUACUGUCAGCCAGAAGGAAUAUACAAAACAGGUUAUCACUGAACGUUAUCCUGAUCAGAGAUCAGAGUCUCCUAUUCAGACUGAGCGCAGACAUUCAAGCAGACAGAGAGAUGAUCGUUAUUCAGACGACUAUACACAAAGGGUCAACGAACAAAACCUGCGGACUCAGAAUCAAAUUAUCAGGGAUGAGUCGAAACAUUCCGAGAGACAACAUUUGGAAAAGCAGCAGGUGGAAAGACAGCGUGUGGAGCGACAGCAUGUGGAAAGUAGACACUCCCAAGAAGCUCUUACACAACAAAAAAUCGAACGUCAUCAGCAAGAGCUUUCCAGGCGUGAGAUCGUAACCUCCCAACGUUCUGAAAACAAGCAAUCAACCUCAAGCAAUCAAACCCGCCAAUCUUCGAAACUCACGCAGCAGACUGUUUCGAGCCAGGCUCGAUACAACGCAAAUCAAGCAAACAGCAGUGAAUUCAAGCAAACCAUAAGUGGCCAAGACGGCAGCCAACAGGAAACCCUAACAAAAACAAGUCACCACAGAAAAAGCAUCAUCUCCUCAUCAUCUGCAGAUGUCAGCAACGCAGUUCUUCAUCGACGGGGAGUCGUCUCAUCCACUGAAGCUCUCCACACAAUUUCUUCAACAGCAGCUGAUCAAAGAAAGAGUCUAUCAAACCUGGCCGAAAGUGGGCAGUUCAUCAGCAAUUCGACUCAAAGCAGCGACAGAAGAAGUCUCACAUCUCUUCAUCGCAGCAAUAAGGAAGUAAAUCCUUAUGCUUCUUCCUCCUACGAAAAACCUCAGCGAAUCGUUCGCCAAGAUAAUCUAACAGUUGGUGGAAAGUUCUACUCGCAAAGUGAGGCUAAAAAUUACGGAAAUUUCUCAACCCAGAAAGUUGAGAGGGUUCAAAAACAGAGUAACGUUUCGCACAUAAGUUUGGGCGACGGAAGCACUACAGGCUCAAGCAUGUAUAAAAAAGAGUUUAUACCCAGAGCUAGAGGACCCUGUCCUGCUGCACUUUUGGAAGCAAAGAAAGCUCCCUUUAAGCACACGAGGGACACUCCGAAACACAAAUUUUAUAUGCCGUUGGUCUCCAACUAAAAUCGUCUCUUGAAUCGCUAUACGAUUGGCUGUGAACUACCAGCUACGAUUUCUUUUUUACAUUUGAUUCUGCGUUGUUGUGUUCGACCAACCGUUGCUUUAGAAUCUUGGUUUAUGAGUUAAGAGAUAAUUUAGGAUAUAUGUUAUACUCGAAAACGCUGAAUAGAAUUGUAAAUCAAUAUAUUUAUUCAUUCCAUAGGUGGAGAGAUUGCUCACAUUUAUGUUCAUAAUAAGUUAUUUUUUGUUUAUUUAAUUAGAGAACUAAAUUUAAUAGUUUGAAGUUUUUUGAUCCAGCAGUUUCUCUCCACCUUGUUCAUAUACAUGAUAGAAUACUAAAAAGUAAUAUAAGAAGUUUAUUGCCGCUCAUAAAAUUCUAUUGCUGUUUGAAUAUUACAGAUACAUAUAUUUAUAUUCACCUACCGCACUAGUAAACACGAAAUCAAAUUGUGGAUAGAUUCAAGAGUCUAUUCGAGUUUGUAAACCAAAAAGUUUUAAAAACGUUUAAAAACUAAGGGGUAUUUUUACCUUAGGCAGCGUGUUUUACGAAGCAAUAACUAGAGCUUGAACCCGUGAUAACUUAGAAAUCGAAACAAUGUUCACUUCGAAUAUUAGCGUAGCAUGAAGUGUUCUUCAUAUAAUCAAUAUUAUUUUAUUCUCGUAAUUAUAUCACUACAUCAUUUUAAGUUAUUUUCUGAUAUUAAUUUACCCUUAGAUCUUUUUCAUAUGCUUCGGAUAAAAUAUAUUUAUUUAUCUCUGAAAGGAUUAAUGCAUAUCGGAAUGCUAUUAACAAUUAUUAUUUAGUUUGCAUUAUUAUUUUUCGACUAAAUAAAUAGUUUUU
Molecule: messenger RNA, 13970 nt
Organism: Belonocnema kinseyi
Lineage: Eukaryota; Metazoa; Arthropoda; Insecta; Hymenoptera; Cynipidae
Gene: Sdb
Exons: 7
Coding region: 272-13132 (4286 amino acids)
Biological process (GO): microtubule anchoring
Cellular component (GO): cytoskeleton; centriole; axonemal microtubule
Molecular function (GO): microtubule binding
Source: RefSeq, a predicted model, not a curated record